UACCUACUCAACACCCAUCACAUUGACAAUCCAAAACAAACAGAACAUGGCAUAAAAGUGGCUCAAAUUAAAUUCAUUAAUGGACUCAAUCAGCUCUGGUUAAGGUAUACCUUUCUAGAAUAUGAAUACAAAACAAUGUGAAUUUGAUCCUAUUCCUGAACCUGAACCCCCAACCCCUUGUCAACUGCAGAAGUGUGCAGAGAAGGGGCUUGUAUACCAGCCUCCGCCUCAACCAGAACCACCCACACCAGCUGAUUGUUGCGCCAUCUGUAGAGAAAAAAUCAAAAACCCAGAAGUGAUAUUACAGAAACCCGAGUUUCCAAUAGUCUGUGUUGUAGAACGUGAGAAAACUGGCACUUCUAGAUGUGACGAUAUAGAGGACCAAACAGCAGCGCAUCCUGAUUACUUCUGGCCCAACUGUCCACCCCCACCUCACCCCCCAGAUCCGCCUAAAAUAGAUCCUUGUGAAGAGCAAAGAAAACGAGAAUGUCUGGAAGAAAAAGCUAGAAGAAUGAAACGGUAUUUGGAAUAGAAAGCAAAAAUGGACGAUGGAAAGUCAAAAUUAGAUGCUCUGAUUCAGAAAUUUAUUACUGAACUCCAAGAAGAGUAUCAUCAAAGUAACACAAAUAAAGAGGAGAACACACAAGUAGCUAAUGUAGCUCCAGUUUCAUCAGCUGAUAUAGAUAAGAAAAUAUCUGAUUUGGAGGAACUUAUAAAGAAACUUCAAAUUGAAAUUUCUGAAAUUUCAAUGAAUUCAAAAUUGUCUGAUAAAAAUAUUGUGUUGAAAGAAUUAUCAGAUGUUAACGUAUCAGUUGUGAGUACAGAAGAAUGUAAAAAUGUUCAAGAGUGUACCCCAAAGGAUGUGAAUUCGGGACCUGAUUCGUUUACCUCAUUUUCAGAGUUGCCAUCAGAUGAAUCUAAAAAAUUUGAUGAUGCAAUAGCUGAUUUAUUAAGACUUAGUAGAAAAAUCAGCGAAUCCUGUAGUCCAGGUGUGUCUGACGCUAAGGAAACCAUCAAUCGUAUUAUGAGAGAAGAAAAAUCUCUUUACGCUAACAAGUACGACGGACUUGAAGAGAUGAUAGACGAACUUAAGAGUGACAUUGACAAAAAUAUGAAUAAACUAGAUGAGCCUUGUGACGAAUAUUAUCCGAACUAAAUCCGGAAUUUAAGUCUAACGACUAAAAUAAGUUAUAUAAAAGGUUAAAUAAAAAAAAAGGUUUUCUGUUAAA
Plodia interpunctella (Indianmeal moth) is the source of this 1229-nucleotide messenger RNA. RefSeq lists its product as uncharacterized. The transcript has 2 exons. The record is from RefSeq and is a predicted model, not a curated record. NCBI's taxonomy places the organism in Eukaryota, Metazoa, Arthropoda, Insecta, Lepidoptera, Pyralidae. The coding region runs from base 122 to 532 and encodes 136 amino acids.